AUGAGUUGGUCCGUUUCGCCAGGGAGUUAUACGUCCAAUGGAGAAGUCCUUGCAGGGACAGGAACAAAUGACACUGUGCACAUUGACAAAGCGAAAUAUUUCGGAGGUCUUAAAUUAGGGAACAUUCACCGGGAAGGUGCCACUGCCGAUGAAGCAGUCUUCCCACUUGGGCAGGAAAAUCCAGAUGACAAAAUAACUAACUGGGAGGGACAAGGAACAAGGGAAAGCAGUCAGAUAAGUAGAAAGCUGGUCGACCUUUCCAUCCACAAGAACGUUUUAAAUUUGUAUUUCCUGUUUGACAAGGACAAUGUUGGGCGCAUUGAUAAGAAGUAUGCCUGCUAUGUAAUUCAGAUGAUUUACAAAAAUGAUGCGAAAUUUAUGGUAGAAAAUGUUAAGUUAAAUGGAGAAGACGCGAGGAAAGGGCAGGCAUUUUUCUGCACCAAGUCCUUCGCAACCCUUUUACUAAUCCUCUUGAGGGAAGUAUCCGCAUUUCAACCUGUGGGCGAGUUUAUAAAGAAGGAAGAUUUUAUCGAUGUUGUGACGGAAUUGGUAAAGACUAGCACACAAGAUAGGAAUAGACAUAUGUACGGAAUGAUGAAGUACCCACAAAAUAUGAUCACCAAGUUUUACAGCUAUGUGCAUUAUUUGAAAGAACUGGAUAGUGAACGAAAAAAGAAGGAAAUCAAAAUUAAAAAAAAGACAAAGGAAUUGAAAAGCAUAUUCUUCCUGGAUGACCAAUUAGUAAAUGCCGAUUUGGAUACUCACAUCAAACAUUUUAACGAAAAAAGGAGAAAGAAGUUACAAAACAUUAAGAUAGAAAGGGAUGCGCGAGAAAUGAAAGAAUGCACAUUUUACCCAGAAAUUGCAAAGAAACCAUUAUAUUUGUUAAACAAAAAAUUUGAGACAAAAAUGAAAAAAUUAUAUAAAGGGAAAAACACGAAUGGGAAGUACACCCCAAUUGGGAUAACCUACGACAUAGACGAUUCGAUUGAGAGGACGUUGCAUUUGCCGGAACGUGUCUCUUUCAAAAGUGAUUAUGCGCCUUUUACAAAUAUUACCGAUUUGCAACAUCUGUAUAGGGAAAGUAAUGUCCAAUCGGAGAUCCAACUGAAGUAUAUAAUUCACCAGGGGUACACAAAACCGAAGAAAAUACACUGGAACGAUACGCUUAGGAAUAAACGAGCCGUUUCGCUUAGGGAAACGGAUGAGGAUCUUCUACAGAGUAGGGAAGAUGUAAUGCAAAGGGCAGCCAAAGGUGAAGACCUACACGUGUAA
This is a messenger RNA of Plasmodium coatneyi, 1275 nucleotides long. RefSeq lists its product as uncharacterized. Bases 1 to 1275 code for a protein of 424 amino acids. The transcript has a single exon. NCBI's taxonomy places the organism in Eukaryota, Apicomplexa, Aconoidasida, Haemosporida, Plasmodiidae. The record is from RefSeq and is a predicted model, not a curated record.